GUUUGUCAUGCCUCUAGCUAGGCUUAAAUUCAAGGGAAAAACAUGCGUGGGUCUUGCAGAGCUCAGCUGAUGCUCCAUGCCAAUUGUUGGGUAACAGUCUGUCAUUAAAAUAACCAUUAUCUUAGCCAUACAAAGAUACAGUUUGGAGAGCAAUAGCAUUGUAAUAGUAAUAGUUCAAGCAGGAUAAUUAUUUUGCAUCUCUUUUUAAUGCACAUCAUGUAAAUCACAUCCUAAUUUCACUGUUGUAUGGAGUUACAGCUUGAGAUUUUAUUCAGCAAGUAAAGGCCCUUAUGUGGCAAGAAGUGGGCUGAAUUGUUUAAUAAGGGCAGGGUUGUUUUUGUGACCUGCUUAACAACAAAGAAAGGUUAUUGUUCUCUCUCAGCCCAAAAAUGGCCUUUCCAGAAUGAUGCAGUUGUGUAAAUCUUAACUUCCGCUUUGCCCUGUCAGUUUGUCAAACAAAGAAGAACAUUUUGUAGCAUUGGAAUUUCAUGCUGCUCACCGAGCCAUGAGGAAGAUGUUUCUCUAGAAUGAAAGCGAUGUGAAAGAAGGAAGAAUAGUUAUUAUAUGAAGGCUAUCAGAGCAGUCAUUUCUAAUAAACUAGCUGCUGAAAGAAAGUGAAUAUGAGCAGCUUAACUAUGCCCAGCAGCUGAAGGAGAGACUGGAAGCUUUCACACAAGACUUUCUGCCGCACAUGAAGGAAGAGGAAGAGGUGUUUCAGCCUAUGCUUAUGCAGUACUUCACCUAUGAGGAGCUCAAGGACAUCAAGAAGCAGGUGAUAGCACAGCACUGCAACCAGCAACAAUGGGACUGUGCUGCUGAGGUGCUGAAAGGCUUCAGCUUGUGGAGCCAGGCGGAGGAGCUGCAAAAGGCCUUUAAAUACUCUGAUCACGAGAAGACGGAUUAUGAACUUGAGAAGAACCGGAGCUCCUCCACCCACAUCUCACAGCUCCCCACAGAGAUCAUGCUCCGGCUGUUCCACUAUCUUGGCCCUGAAGACCUGUGUCACUGUAGUCAGGUGUGCAGCUCGUGGUCUGAGCUGGCCAAGACUGGAUCCCUGUGGAGGCACCUGUAUCCUGUGCGGUGGGCCCGAGGUGAUUAUUAUAGUGGCCCCCCUGGGGAUUUGGAUCAGGAGCCUGAUGAGGAAUGGGUGAAGAGUCGUCAGAAUGAAGGUCGAGCCUACCAGGAAUGGGAUGAAGAUGCUGAUGUUGAUGAAUCUGAUGUGUCGGGCCAAAAGCAGGGCUCUCUGGCAAUCAGCACAGCUCAGCGUGAGAAGAGGCUCCUAAAUGGGAUUAUUCAGAACCUGCUGCCGACUGUGGGUGCAUCUGUCAAGUCCAUUGUUCUGGCUUACAGCUCGACUGUCUCUAGUAAAAUGGUGCGGCAGAUCCUCAGUCUCUGCCCAAACAUCACUCACCUGGAUCUGACCCAGACUGAUGUCACAGACUCUGCAUUUGACAGCUGGUCAUCUCUGGGUGCGUGUCUCCCUCUGGAACAUCUGGACUUGUCUGGGUGUGAGAAGAUUACUGAUCACACUCUGAAGAAACUUUCUUUUGGACUGGGGGACUUCACAACUUCCCCCUGUUCUGGCAGACAGUCAGAUCGUCGAGCUAAGCUUCUGAAGAGCUCUCCUAUGCCCAUCACAUUCAUGGAGGAGAAAGGCCUCCGUCCAGUCGUGCGGAAGCGUCAGGCCCUCAUCUUUAAACAGGGAACUGGCCGUUGGGGUGCUGCCUGCACCCCCACACAGGUGUGGGUCCUUGACUCCUCAGACCUGGCUGAUAUUGAAGAUGCCGCAGAGUGGAGCCGUCGUGGUGGAAUGCCUCUCCGUGCAGCAGAAAGCUUUGUAGAGACACAGCUCGUGGGAGGCUCAUGUUGCUGCAGGAGGAGCAGGAGGCGCGGGCACAGGACUGGCUCAAACACCUCCUAUUUGCAACAACAGUUUUCUGUGUCUGGGGAAAUAUUUUGUGGCCACUCCACCUGCUGCACUAGCGACUUGGCCCUCAGGACAUUUACUGGGCCUCAGAGAGAGUCGGGCAUGCUCACAAGCAGCACUGCAGAGUUUCGGACUAAAUGCCCCUCAGUGGAGGGCCUGCAGUGUGAGAAAAGGACUGACCAGUCAGAGACAAAACGCUCACUGAGGUUUCUCAGCCUCUCUGGAUGCUAUCAAGUCACAGAUUUGGGCUUAAGAGCUCUGUCACAGCGUGGAGGACUUCCUGUCCUGGAGCAUCUCAACCUGUCAGGCUGCCUCUUCAUCACUGAGGUGGGGCUGCGGGAGCUGGUGUCAGCCUGCCCUUCUCUCAAUGAUGAGCACUUCUAUUACUGCGACAACAUCAAUGGUCCUCAUGCGGACACGGCCAGCGGCUGCCAGAACCUGCAGUGUGGUUUCAGGGCCUGCUGUCGCUCCGGAGAGUGAUCCUGCCGAGCAGCGCUCUCCUAAAACGUCUCGUCUCCUUUUUAUUGCACUUUAUCCUGGGAAUACCGGUUGCUGUAUUUUGUGUCACUUCGAAAUGUUUCUAGAAGAAACAAUAAAUUUUGCUCCUUUAUUUCCAUUUCACAUCAGUUUUAAAGAGGAAAUAAUCUUUAGAAGAGGCAAAGGGGUGGUGUUGGAUUUGAAGUGUCUAAAAUAAAAAUUCUGGUUGUUUUGGAUUUUGAACAAUUUAGAAUUGACAAAGACCAAGUACUUUGAGUUUGACUAGCAUCUUCACAAAAGCUCGCUGAGUUACUCAAGUCUUCUCCCCUGCUUUUUAGUUCAUCCAUUUAUUCUGAGCAUAAUGUAGGCUGUGAUAGUUGCACCAAAAUGUUUAAAUGACCUGCACAUAGACUCACUAAAGAUUUCUGUGCUACCCUCCCUUCAUGUUCAGUUCACUGCUGACACCCACAGCCACGAUUGAUCAACUACGACACGAGUCCAGGAGGAGCAGACAUAGGAAUCCAUACAUGACGUUUCAGUGUAGUCUUAACCUUUUUGUCAGACUUUGUGAUAGCACAUGUUCAUAACCACCAUACAAGCUUUUUCUUCUUUAAUUCUUCUUUAUGCACUCCAUUGUUGUGGGCAGAGAAGCGGACCAAUGAUCAUCUAAGAAGGAUUUAGGGAUUCAGAUUAAUAACACUCAGACUGGGAGAAGCCUACUGUGUAGAUUUUACGUCAUCUUGGCUCAUUCUGCUGCAGGGUUUAAUUGCGUGUUGAAAAUCUUGCAUGAGGAGCUCUAAUGGAAAUGUUCAAUUCAUAAAUGGAUCAAUAAAAGUAUCUUGGAGUUAAA
Cheilinus undulatus (humphead wrasse) is the source of this 3254-nucleotide messenger RNA. RefSeq names its product F-box and leucine-rich repeat protein 5 (gene fbxl5). Lineage: Eukaryota; Metazoa; Chordata; Actinopteri; Labriformes; Labridae. Gene Ontology annotation, biological process: SCF-dependent proteasomal ubiquitin-dependent protein catabolic process; intracellular iron ion homeostasis. Bases 692 to 2407 code for a protein of 571 amino acids. Gene Ontology annotation, cellular component: SCF ubiquitin ligase complex. The transcript has 10 exons. The record is from RefSeq and is a predicted model, not a curated record. Gene Ontology annotation, molecular function: protein binding.